CAGCACGGUACAGCAAGCCAAGGAGAGCAAACAGCCAGAGCGAGCAUCGAAGACAAAGGAAUAUGGAUCAAUAAACGGCUCUUGAAGCCUCAAUCGAAAUAAAAGCCGGGAAUCACGCAAGCUACGCCAGCUACCGCAUCACCAACCCGAAUUCCAUGGACGCGUCGUCGCAACACACGCGCCAACCGCCGACGAUGAGCAGCGACAGCACUCCAAACGCGCAAACGGCCUCCGGCGAGGUCACAGCCAUGCCGGACAGCUACAAGCAACCAGAAGCUCCAACUCCAUCAGAGGCUGUGCCUCGCACCAAUCUGGAAGACCUACAGUAUCGCGACCCCCAUCACUACCCCCCGAACAUACUCGAAGCCUCUAGUCAGCAUACCGUUUCCGCACUCGCCACGAAAAUAUACACGCUAUCAUAUCUUGUCCUAUUCUCUUUAUUCGGAACCCUGGCCCGCGUCGGCCUCACGGCGCUGACCUCGUAUCCUGGCGCGCCGGUCUUUACCACCGUCUGGGCCAAUGUCGGCGGCAGCUUCAUCAUGGGGUUCUUGACGGAAGACCGAAUGCUAUUUAGACACGAAUGGGGCCGAGCCGUCUAUGACGAAGCUAUCCGUGCAAGAAAGGACGGCGAAGACCUUUCCGCAGCGAAAAAGGCCCAUCUUGCAACCAAGAAGACGAUCCCGCUCUAUGUUGGCCUUGCUACUGGCUUUUGUGGCAGCUUUACAAGCUUUUCGACGUUUCUGAGAGAUGUGUUUCUGGCUGCUUCGAAUGAUUUACCUGUCCCAGGUGGCGGAUUCACUACACAUAGAAACGGUGGAUAUUCUUUCAUGGCGCUGUUGGGCGUCCUCGUCACAGACAUCACGCUGUCUCUGGGUGCAUACACCAUGGGCUCACAUCUAGCAGCCGCAACAGAAGGUUUGCUCCCAUCUCUCCCAUUCCACUUCACACGCAAAAUUUUGGAUCGUGUAGCUGUGGUAUUAGGAUGGGGCUGCUGGCUUGGUGCCGUUUUCCUGUCCAUCUUCCCUCCUCACGAUCACUGGCGCGGUCAAAUUACAUUUGCUCUCGUCUUUGCACCUAUUGGUUGUCUUGGCCGGUUCUACCUAGCCAUGUAUCUUAACGCCAAGCGACCCUCGUUUCCACUCGGCACAUUUGCCGCCAAUAUUAUUGGCACCGCCAUCUUAGCAAUUGGCUGGGAUGUAGCCCACGUCCCGGCCGGAGGUGUUAUAACCUGUCAAGUCAUGCAGGGCUUGGAGGACGGUCUCUGCGGAUGCUUAACGACCGUGUCUACAUGGGUGGCAGAGCUACAUACAUUACGGAGGAAACAUUCGUAUAUAUAUGGCGCAGCAAGCGUUAUCACAGGCUUCGCGCUAAUGAUUAUUAUAAUGGGCGGCCUGCGAUGGAGUCAAGGAUUCCAUCCAUUGCUUUGUAAGAUAUAGAACAAAUGUAAUAAUUAUUAUAAUUUUA
This is a messenger RNA of [Torrubiella] hemipterigena, 1464 nucleotides long. The record is from the annotation of a GenBank genome assembly. Lineage: Eukaryota; Fungi; Ascomycota; Sordariomycetes; Hypocreales; Clavicipitaceae.